Carassius gibelio (silver crucian carp) is the source of this 1869-nucleotide messenger RNA. Its product is annotated as gastrula zinc finger protein XlCGF49.1. Gene Ontology annotation, cellular component: nucleus. The transcript has 3 exons. Lineage: Eukaryota; Metazoa; Chordata; Actinopteri; Cypriniformes; Cyprinidae. Bases 125 to 949 code for a protein of 274 amino acids. The record is from RefSeq and is a predicted model, not a curated record.
GUCAUAAAGCCGCGCCCCUUGCUCCCUGUGUUUGUUGUGAUUUGGCUGAAGAAAGGGCAAAGUGUCCAAAUGCAUAGAAAAACUCCUGAAGCAGCUGAGAUCCACGUGACACACGAUAAUAAAGAUGGCAUUUAUUAAAGAAGAUAGUGAAGACAUGAAGAUUGAAGAAACAUUCAGAGUCAAACAUGAAGAAACUGAGGAACAAACAAAGAUGGAGUUUAUUAAAGAGGAGAGUGAAGACAUUAAGAUUGAAGAACAAACAGACCUAAAUUCACUGAAAGAGGAGAUGGAAGUACUGAAUGAAACUCAAGAGAAUGAUCAGGAUGAGAAUCCUCAUGAUUUCGUAACUGGAGAAAAUAAGUUUUGUUCCUUGCAGUCUGAAAAGACUUCCACAAGAAAAAGAGCUCAAAAGACAGGAACUAUGAGUUAUUUCAUGUGCUUUCAGUGUGGAAAGAGUUUCAGUCAACAUGCACAUAUUGAAGCUCACAUGAGAAUCCACACAGGGGAGAAGCCUUUCACCUGCAAACAGUGUGGAAAGACUUUCAGUCAACCAGGAAACCUUAAUUACCACAUGAGAACUCACACUGGAGAGAAACCUUUCACCUGCAAACAGUGUGGAAAGACUUUUAGUCAACCAGGAAACCUUAAUUACCACAUGAGAGUUCACACAGGGGAGAAGCCUUUCACCUGCAAACAUUGUGGAAAGACUUUCAGUCAAAAUGGAAACCUUAAUUACCACAUGAGAACUCACACUGGAGAGAAACCUUUCACCUGUAAGCAGUGUGGAAAGACUUUUAGUCAACCAGGAGGCCUUAAUUACCACAUGAGAGUUCACACUGGAGAGAAGCCUUUCACCUGCAAACAGUGUGGAAAGAGUUUCAGUCAACAUGGAAACCUUAAUUACCACAUGAAAGUUCACACUGAAAAGAAACCUACUAGAAAGAAAUGAAACCUUUACACCCACAGGCGAAUUCACAUUACGAAGAGUUAUUUUUGUUGUUGUUUUACCUGCAAACAGAGUGGAAACUCACACAGAAAGGAAGUUUUAACAAGAACUUGAGAACUCAGAUUGGAGAGAAGCCUGAGAUGUGGAAGAGUUUCCAUAAAAAAUAAUACCUUGAAUUCCAUAUGAAAAUUCACACUAGAGAAGUGGAACGACUGUGGAAAGACUUCCAGAAACAAAGCAAAUCUUGAGUUAAACAAACUAGAUUGAUACAUACCAUCUUCCGUAAAGCUGAAACUGAUCUUGAAACAUUGAAAUUGGUACCUAACUGAAUUGUCAAGUGAACUGAUUCUAACUCUACUUGUUAUAUUUUGUACUAUUUCCUUUCCUCCACAAACCUCUAAAAUUCACAGUACUUAGGCUAUAUGAAAGUCAACUAGUUCAUUUAAAGGGAAUCUGAAGCCUACCUCUCUCGUUUGGCACAGCAUCCAAAUAUUUGCGAAUAUAGAAACAUUUGGAUCUAAAAUAUUUAUUGCAUAUAGGUUUUACACUUAACUUGCAUUAUUGAAGUAAAUCAUCAUCCUUCACAAAGGCUAUACCAGCAUAGUGAGGCACUGUUUACACUGAAUGUAACAACAGACUAUUUCUAUUUUCUUUAUACAUAUUUUAUUUUGAUAAUGAACAGGCUGUGAGGUCAAGGUACCAAAAAUGUUGUGCCUGUGCGUGAGGCUAGAGCACGAUCUGUAGGGAUCGACCGAUAUGGACCGAUAGCCUUAGCCGAUGACCGAUACGGGCUGCUGAUUUUCUUGAGCUGAUAUUUGGAGCCGAUACUGCUUUUUCUCACUCAAUUUACAUAAUAAAAAUGACACAAUGAAACCAAAUGUUACAAGUCUCAAAUUAAAAAAGGAACAUUUACUGAACUUAAA